Messenger RNA from Cyclocybe aegerita, 444 nucleotides. The record is from the annotation of a GenBank genome assembly. NCBI's taxonomy places the organism in Eukaryota, Fungi, Basidiomycota, Agaricomycetes, Agaricales, Hemipholiotaceae.
AUGUCUAAAGCGAUCCUCGAAAUUGCCUUCUUCCGCCCGAAGCAGGCGCUUCCUGAUGUUCCGCUUCGAGCUGGGAUCGUCAUGCACGACCCCAGGAUGCACCUCGCCUACUAUCUUUACGAAGAUCCAGGGCAGGUCAUACCCAACGCCACUGAGCGCACCAUCCCGGAGCGUACGUGCACCAGCGUCGAUUUAGAGUGGUCGGUGGAAAUACCCAUCACGGCAGACACCACUGUGAACCACAUUCGACGUGUUCUCCGCGACUUACCCAAGGUCGACCAGAGAAUUAACCCCGGAGGCAUGUUUCGCUGGACGUUCGGUAAUUAUGUCAAGCGAUUCCUUCGGGCAAUGGAGAAGGAGUAUCUCCUCCAAGUGGGGCCCUACCACUCCGACGAGUUUUAUGAUAGGUACCUCAAGGGGGACCUUGGGGACGGCGCCUUCUGA